Cryptomeria japonica (Japanese cedar) is the source of this 3311-nucleotide messenger RNA. Its product is annotated as heat shock 70 kDa protein 14. Gene Ontology annotation, molecular function: ATP-dependent protein folding chaperone; ATP binding. NCBI's taxonomy places the organism in Eukaryota, Viridiplantae, Streptophyta, Pinopsida, Cupressales, Cupressaceae. The coding region runs from base 303 to 2846 and encodes 847 amino acids. Gene Ontology annotation, biological process: protein folding. Gene Ontology annotation, cellular component: nucleus; cytosol. The transcript is spliced from 10 exons. The record is from RefSeq and is a predicted model, not a curated record.
AGAAAAUUUAACACUCCUCCAACUUCCUAUGCAAAGAAUACAUAAGACGAAUAUCCGAAAGGUAUGUAGUGCUCUUGUUUGAGGUCUAGGGAUCCAUCCUUGACGGGAACAUACAGCGGAAAGUAAUUUAAUACGUCAAAUCGUGGAUUGAUUUUAAAUUGUUUUUUAAGAGUUGAUUAAAUCUUCGUUGUGGGCGUUUCGAUUGCGGAUAGCAGAGCGAGGAGGCCUGAGCAAUUUUCAGCCCGAUUUUGAAUCUAGGGUUUUGUUAGGGUUUUAAGGGUUUGCGACACCAAGGGGCGAAAAUGAGCGUUGUGGGAUUUGAUUUUGGCAACGAGAGCUGCAUUGUGGCCGUGGCCAGGCAGCGCGGUAUUGAUGUUGUGUUGAAUGAUGAAUCGAAGCGGGAGACUCCUGCUGUUGUUUGUUUCGGCGAGAAACAGCGGUUUAUUGGCACGGCGGGGGCGUCUUCGGCGCUUAUGAAUCCCAAAAACACGGUUUCUCAGAUUAAGCGGCUGAUCGGGAAACACUAUUCCGAUCCUGAUGUGCAGCGGGAUCUGCAGAGUUUGCCCUUUACUGUUACGGAGGGCAGCGAUGGGAACCCGCUGAUUCACGUGCGGUAUCUAGGCGAGAGCCGCGCGUUUACUCCAACGCAGAUUCUUGCGAUGAUUCUGUCCAAUCUUAAGCAGAUUGCCAAAGAUAAUUUGAAGACGGAGAUUGUGGAUUGCUGCAUUGGAAUACCGGUUUAUUUCACGGAUCUUGAGCGCAGAGCUGUUUUGGAUGCCGCUUCAAUUGUUAACCUAAAUCCACUAUGCUUGUUACACGAGACAACAGCUACUGCCCUGGCCUAUGGUAUUUAUAAAACAGAUUUGCCUGAAAGUGAUCCGCUUAAUGUUGUAUUUGUCGAUAUUGGACAUGCAAGCAUGCAAGUAUGCGUAGCGGCUUUCAAGAAGGGAGAACUCAAGGUUUUAGCUCAUGCUUUUGACAGAUCUCUUGGUGGGAGAGAUUUUGAUGAGGCGCUUUUCAGGCAUUUUGCAGGGAUUUUCAAAAGCCAGUAUCAAAUUGAUGUUCCUACUAAUGCUCGUGCCAGUCAGCGGCUGCGGGCCGCAUGUGAGAAGCUCAAGAAGGUUUUAAGUGCGAAUCCUGAGGCACCGCUUAACAUUGAGUGCCUGAUGGACGAAAAGGAUGUGAGAGGGUUUAUCAGAAGAGAUGAGUUUGAGCAACUUUCAUUACCCAUUCUUGAGCGCGUCAAGGGGCCCUGUGAGAGGGCUCUGUUUGAUGCAGGGCUCACUGUGGAUAAAAUCCAUUCGGUCGAGGUUGUGGGUUCUGGUUCGCGAGUUCCUUCAAUGUUGAGGAUAUUGACAGAGUUCUUUGGUAAGGAACCAAGAAGGACAAUGAAUGCUAGCGAGUGUGUUGCUCGAGGUUGUGCUCUGCAGUGUGCUAUUCUUAGCCCAACGUUCAAAGUGCGGGAUUUCAAGGUACAAGAAAGUUUCCCUUUCUCAAUUGCACUGUCCUGGAAGGGGUCUACUGAGACAGAAGAUAGUGGUCCACAGUACUCUAUUGUGUUUCCAAAAGGCAAUGCAGUGCCAAGUAUGAAGGCUGUAACUAUUUUCAGGCCAGGGACCUUUACGCUUGAUGUACUAUAUGCACCUCCCAGUCAAGUUCGGGUACAACAGAUAAGCUCAUAUACGAUUGGUCCAUUCCAGACUCCAAAUGGUGAAAGGGGCAAGAUUAAAGUAAAAGUGCAAUUGGAUAAGAAUGGAGUUGUCUGGGUUACUUCUGCAACUUUGAUUGAAGAAGAAGAAGUGGAACUUCCUGUUACACCUGCUAAAGAAAAUGUAAAGGAAGAAAAGGAAGCUGUUGCCAUGGAGACAGAUGAUGGUCAAAGCAAUGGUGUGUCUGGAGCUGAUGAAAAUGCUGACGUGAACAUGCAGGAGGGAAAAAAUGCUGCUGAACAAGCAUCAACAGGAGCAACUCCAGAGAAUGGAGCUUCUGAGCUGGAUGAUAAGAAUGGCCAGAUGGAUACGGAUGCUAAGGUGAAAGUGGUGAAAAAGAAAAAGACCAAGAAAAUUGAAUUGCCUCUUGCAGAAAUUAUAUAUGGUGGCCUGGAACGAGCAGAAUUGCAGAAAGCUGCAGAGAAAGAGUUUGAAAUGGCCUUACAGGACAGAAUUAUGGAAGAGACCAAGGAAAAGAAAAAUGCGGUGGAAGCAUAUGUUUAUGACAUGCGUAACAAGCUCUAUGAAAAAUACCAGCAUUUUGUCACAGAUCAAGAAAGAGAUACUUUGACCACAGUAUUACAGACUGUUGAGGACUGGUUAUAUGAUGAAGGAGAGGAUGAAACAAAGGGAGUAUACAUUGCAAAGUUAGAAGAACUAAAGAAGUUUGGCGAUCCAAUUGAGGAGCGCUACAAGGAAGAUUUGGAAAGAGGACCAGCAAUAAGACAACUCGAACACUGCUUCACUAGUUAUAGAGAAGCAGCUAUUUCCACAGAUCCAAAAUUUGAUCACAUUGAUGUUGCUGAAAAACAGAAGGUUGUAAAUGAGUGUAAUGAUGCUGAACAAUGGCUGAAGGACAAAAGGCAACAGCAAGAUCUUUUGCCAAAGCAUGUCAACCCUGUUUUCUUGGCUUCUGAUGUGAAACGAAAAGCUGAGACAUUGGAUCGGUUUUGUAGACCUAUAAUGACAAAACCAAGACCAGCUCCAGCAAAGCCACAACAAUCACCACCAUCUCCACAACCUGCUGAAGCCCAGGCAAAUGAGAAUGCCAGCAACAAUACUCCCCCACCAGAAGGCCAAGCACCUCCUUCCGAGCCCAUGGAUACAGACAACACCCAGGCACCUGAAAAUGAGUGACACGCCUCUAUAAUUUGUGUAUACUCAAAUUUUCUUAUUAUAAAUUCAUUUCUAAUGCUCAUUUUGUUGUGUAGCUCUCCUAGUCUGGUACUUCCUCCAAGGGGGAGGAUAGAUAUAUGGUAGGAUAUGAAGAUGUCAGUCUGACAAAUUUAUCUCUAUCCUAUGAUUUGGGAUCUUGAAGUAUUUUUUAGCAGCUAGCAGCAUCGACUCUCAGCGCAUAUAUAGGUUGCUUCAGAUUCCCUCCAACUUAUUGUAAAUCCUGAAUUCAAGAACAGGAUUUGUUUUUUUGCUUAUUUAGAAAUUUAUUUCAAAGCAUCCAUCUUGCCUGAAUGCAUUGAAUUUCUGUUGCAGUUGGGUUGGUGAAAUUUUGGACAAAUGGAAUAUUCCCUCAGGACAUCCAUUCAUAGUUAUUGUUGUACUUUUGUUUCUUGGGCAAUGCAUUAAAUAGUGCGUUUACUGUGAUCA